ACUAAACGCAUUCUCAUGUCGGUCGGCAUCAGCGGUUUGCUGUUGUAAUAUUUGCAUGAUUUUUUGCAAUUACGAUUGUAUUGUGAAUUUGCGCUAAAGUUUCAGAAAUUCAUGUGAAAAUUAGAAGAUUAGAUCAAUAAUGGCACCAACAACAAUGCUUCCAAAGCUAUCGGAUGCCACUCAAACUAUAUCAUUCUCCGACGGAGAUGGCGUAUGCAGUGCGGAGGUGUACUCCACGAACGUGAUGGUGAACACCAACGCCGGCAACCAUGACCAUGGCAGCUCCAAGGUUAAGCUGAAAAACCUGGUGGAUUACAACUGGGAGCCCAAGUUCUAUGCAGGGCAGUUGCUGGCUAUACAUACUAACGGGAAGUACCUCGCGUAUUCUAUUAAAGCUCCGAACGCCGUGAACCCUGGCACAUGGAGCGGCAUGGUGCGCGUGGUGUACAACCCGGAGCCCGGUACUGACCGGCGAGCUCUCAUCAAAGGGAUGAAGGGAGAGGUGCAAGACUUGGCGUUUGCCCACAUCCAAAGCCAGGUGGUGCUAGCCUGUAUUGACGAGCAGGGCAACUUCUAUGUUCAUGAGAUUGAAGUCACUGACAGCGGACUCAGAUGCACGCUCCUGGCAGAAGUCCGCGAAGACACAGGCGCUAUGGGGUCGUCGCACCGCGUGGUGUGGUGCCCCUACAUACCGGAUGAUGACGAUGAAGCCACUGACGACGAUGUGGCUCGACUGUUGCUCACCACACAUGAUAAUAUUGCCCGCAUGUGGAACACUCGCGCGCUGCAGGCGGCGGGCGCGGGGUCGGGCGGCGCGGUGGGCGCGGCGACGGGCGGAGCGCUGUGCGCGGCGGAGCACGUGGGCGCCAUCCUGGACGCCGCCUUCUCGCCCGACGGCAGCGCCCUCGCCACCGCCUCCGCUGACGGAUAUGUUAUGUUCUUCCAGGUAUAUAUGCACGCGGACUCCAGCCCGCGCUGCCUGCACAAGUGGCAGCCUCAUGGAGGAAAGCCGCUCAGCUGUCUCUUCUUCCUCGACAACCACAAGAACUAUAAUACUGACGUCCAAUUCUGGAAAUUCGCCGUAACCGGAGCAGAGAACAACACGACCAUCAAAAUCUGGUCCUGCAAGUCCUGGACCUGUCUUCAAACCAUCAACUUCACCCCCGGAGUGGGUACGGAGAUGACCCUCGGCCUGAAGGCCAUGCUGGACACUAGUGCCAGCUACCUGCUGCUGUCAGAUUUUAAGUCCAGGAGUUUGUAUGUGCUGAAUAUGGCGAGGGACCCUGAAGACAGUAUGGCAUAUUGUAAGAGCAUAUCUGAGUUCCUGCUGCCUUAUCCGGUGUUGAGUUUCUGUAUUGUUGAUGCGGAGGAACAGCAAACUAAAUGCGAGCCGAGCUGCGACGAGCCGCUGUACCGCAACGGGUCGGGCGGCGACGCCGACUCACCUAUACACUAUGAAUUACAUCAUGACGACUCCGGGUCAGGCGGGUCCCGCAGCGAGGAGUGGCGGCGCGUGGUGGUGCGGCUGUACAUCGUGCAGCCCAAGGGCCUGCAGGAGGGCCGCCUCGUCUACGAGCCGCCGCGACCGCCCCUGCAUGCCGAGCUGCUGCACGGUCUAUCAGAACUAGCACUAGAAGACAGUUCAGUGGAGUCAGCGCCCGCCACCAUAGCGUCCAGCAUUCUUCAACAGCAAAGCCAGCAGCUCAAGAACUUGCUCAUGCGCUCGCAGGUAGCCGACGCUACGCAGCCAGGCAGCUUAAUCGGUACCCGACCGGAGUCUCCGUCUAUCGCGCCGCAACUCAAUCUUAUGACCCCAGAUGCUUUCAGCUCUCCAGGUAAAAGAGAAGAAGAUGAUCCGCCGCUGUCUGCCACGCCAGAUGUUAGCAGCAAACCUAGGAACUCUACUGGAGGUCCAUUGGUUGAAGAAACCUUGGGCGAGACAGCCAGUAAGCUAGCAUCAGCCGGGUCCAGCCCCAGCCGCGAGGUGCAGCAAAUCAUGUCACACAGCGACCAUGCUUUCUUUAAGGAGGAGGCAGAGGAAGUGACAGUGGCGACAGAAACUCUGUCGACAACAGAGACGUUGUUCGAGGCGGACGUGUUCGCGCCGCCCGAGGGGGCCGCGCUGCCGCCGCACCCGCCGCACCCGCCGCAUCCGCACAAGCUGGCGAGCACUAACAGCGACACGUGGCCCUCAAUCUCCGUCCCUCAAGUAUCAGAACCAGUCCCCACACAGCAGCUGAGUCAAUCCCUGGGUACUCUAGCCUGCGCCGGCACAGACGACGCUCGCGCCGCCGGCCUGUCGCCCGCUGACCGGACUAGACUUGACGCUUUGGAGCAUAAGCUGGAUAAGUUGACUGAGAUGAUGUCAGCACAAACCCGCGAGCUGCGCAGCCUGCGCGGCGCGGUGGCGUCGCCGCGCGACAUGAUCGACGAGGCGCUGCAUGCGCACGCGCAGCGCACUGCCAGGGCCGUAGAGAGUGCGUUAGCUGAUGGUUGGGAGCGUAUAUCUCGUGUUGGCGAGGCGGCCAGUGCCCGCGCAGCCCAAGCGGCCGGCGUCGGCGCUGCUAGAGCAUUGGAGCCCCUAGCCGCUGCAUUACAGCAUGAACUAGCUAACAAGAUGGCCGCCACCGACCAGCUGCUGAGAGAGAAUAUUGACAAGCUCGCCACCAGCAAGACGGUAAUGGAGCGCCUAAGCACGUCGAUAGCGAAGUCCCUGUCGGACAUGGUGCGCGAGUCGUUCCGCGAGGCGCUGUUCGACAGCGUGGUGCCCGUCAUGGAGAAGACGCACGCGCAGAUCUUCAAGCAGAUCAACCAGGCCUUCCAGAACGGGACCAAGGAGUUCGCAGCGAACACCGAAGCGGCGGCCCGCGCAGCCGCGGAGCGCGGCGGGGCGGCCGCCACCGCCAGCCUGCGCGCCGCGCUCGAGCGACACGCUGAGGCACUCGCCACCGCACACAGCGCCGCGCACCACCAGCACCUCGCCGACGUCAUACGGGAGACUGCGCACAGCGUGCUGGAGAAGGAGUUGUGCUGGUGGCGCGAGCAGGCGCGGUCGGCGGCGCUGGCGUCGCGGGCACACUCACCCUCCACGCCGCACUCACAUCAUGCUGCCGACAGACAGAUGCAAGUAGCCCAGAUCCAAUCUCUAAUCGCGAGUGGUGACGUCAACGGAGCAUUCCAACAGGCGCUCUCAGCAUCCGACCUGGCGCUGGUCAUGUGUGCCUGCAGGGCUGCUGAACCCUCGCACGUGUUCGGGCCUCCUUGCAAGCUGAAGCAGCAUGUCUUGCUGUCGCUGGUGCAGCAGCUAGCCGCCGAUAUGGGGAGAGAUACGCCGCUUAAACAUAGAUACCUAGAAGAAGCUGUAAUGAAUCUAGACACGACCAACCCAGUGACACGGGAGCACCUUCCCGCAGUCGUGCGAGAACUGCAGAAGCAGUUAAUGGCCUUCCUCUCCGCGACGCCCAACCAUGCGCUCGCGAGGCAGCUGCGCAUGCUGCUCAUGGCGACCGAGGCACUGGUCAAGGCGGCCGCCUGACCUUCCUGUGUCUGCUCGAGGCGCCUGCCUUACUAACCACUAUAGACGAGACUGUGUGGACUGUGAAAACUGGACUGUGUGUAUUGAGACGCGAAUAUUAGACAUUUAAAUAGAACUACUUUCACGGAUUUUAUCGCGGUUAUAUUAUUUAAAGGACCCGAAACGUCGGGCUUAAAUAAUAUUAACCACUUCACUGUCCACGAUGUAGACACAAUGGUUAAACAAUCGGUGUGUAUCACAUGUGACUCAUGGGACAGGGAAGUUAUAAAUAUAACCGCGAUAAAAUCCGUAAAAGUAGUUUUAUUUAAAAAGACUGUGUGUGAAGUGAUGGUGUAAUUAGUGUAUCACAAUUUAGUGACAAACAAUGUAGUUUGGUGCGAACGUGUGGUGUAAAUUGCUUGACUGUGGUUUAAAGUGUAAAACUGUUAAUUAAAUUAGAAGUUUAUUAAUGAAAAGCGGCUGUACUAAUGUGUUAAUGAGCACAGGUGUAGGAUAAGUUAGCCAGCAUAACAGUUAACAAUUGCAAUAUCACUGUGCCCUUCUUUGAGAUCCUUAUAUAUGUUAUGACAAUAGAAAUUACUUGAAUAUGUUUUAGAUAGCGUAUUACAAUUAUUAAAAACCAAGUAAAUUACAGAAUGUUGAAAUUUGACUGAUUCUUAUCAGAUAUUUAAAUUAUUCAAGUACAUAUUAUAAUUGCAAUAUCGUCAGUUUAUCAUCAUUUAAACUAUGACUUAACUCUUUAUAUUAUCCUAUUUUUUAACAUCACAAGUCACCACAUUACACUACACAUUAUUUUUAACAUCACAUUUAUCACUCUAAAACUGAAAUGAUAUUAUUUGAACAAUACCAUUUUGCUUCUAAAGUACUUUAUUGAAUUUGCAAAUAUUUAAAGAGAAAUGCAUUAGACAGCAAAAAUAUCUCCAAUUUAACAUGUUAAAAUUAAAAGUACAAAAGUAAAUAUUCGUAAUUUUGACAAAAUUAUGAAAAGUAUAAUAACUCAGAUAUAUGUGUUUGUAAAUAAAACGCAAAAUUAUCUAAUACAACAUCACUUUGCUUGGUGAUUAUUUCACACACAAAUGCCUACUGUUUUUUUACUUUACCACACCCAAGUCUCACUCCAGUGCGUAACAAUUUUAUUAAAAUGACGACAACCGGUCGAUACCUUGUGAUAUUACGAGAACUAGUAUAGUUUGAACAUUCUUUCUAUGUUUUUAGUUCUAUGUUAUCUUGUAAAAUGUGUGUUUUUUUUACAUUAGGAGCGUAAUCUUCAUGGAGCUUAUGUUGCUUGUAAAAACGGAUUUUUUUAAACUUGUGUAUAGUAAGUUCAACUCAGUCGUGCGCGCGGCCCUAUGUGUGGGUAACCCUUGUACAUAUACAGUGACUUUGUGUGCGUGACAAGAGGUACAGUCGGGUACAAAUACAGUUAUAUGUGUGGUUGUAUACGGCUAUUUAAAGUACAGUUAUUACGUAAUUUAGUUUAUUUAUUUAUAAUGAUUCUGUAUCGCUACUUGAAAAAUCAAAUGAUGAAUUUUCGGAUUCGCUACUUUCACCAAUGUUAAUUAUAAAUUCUGACUCCAUGUCAAAAUGUCUAUAGUAUUCUUCUUUUUUCUUUUGUACAUGUCGACAAGUAUUACCCAACAUCCCUUCAUCAAUUCAUUUUCAUUUAUGAGUUGCAUUAUUUCCGUCUUAUUUUGGUCGACAUUAUGCGAAGCAAUAUAAUUUUUUAAAUUCCCCACACAUUUUGUUUCCAUUAUUAUACUGAAUUAUAGGUCUUUUUACAUUCUUAGCUAGAAAAUAUGUAAGGAGUAUUUAAUUCAUCUUAGAUAUUUCACUUCAUUUAUUUCUUAGAUACUGUCAAUGUCAAUUUGAAAAGCCGAAUGAGAAAAUAAUGAUAAACUGUAAAAUGUAAUAAUAAAAAGCUUUGAAUGUUGUUUCAUUUUUUUGAAACGCUACCUGACUCCUUAAAACAUUUUCUCCGUGAAGAUCUAGACAUUUUCGUAAACGACUGUACCCAUAACAAAAAGCGAUGAGAACACGUCAUGCUCGGACGACGUCACUGUCACACGAAUGAAAGUUGUAUAUUUACUAGCCGACGCACACAUAGGGCCGCGCGCAAAUCUGAGUUGAACUAUCUAUAAUUUAAGUUUGAUAUACAAUAGACAAUGGCAUUGAAAAUUCAUUUUAAAAUAUCUUAAGUAUCUUGUCAUUGACUAAUGUCUAUUAAAGUCUUAUAAAGCCAACCAUACAUGAUUAGUAUUUAAAAAAUAAACACCUAGGAUUCAGACAGCUAUAGAAAUUAAUCAUAAAGACUGUUUGUCAGUUUUAAAUAUAAGCUCAUGUACUGAACACCUGUAUGGUGCUAGUCCAACUAUUAUUACAUAUUGACUGAGGUUCCAAAUAAAAAAGAAAACUAAAAAAAAACGAACAAUUACUAUGGUAUAGUGGUACUUCCCACUAUCUACACCAUAGAUUCGAACGAAAUAGCGACAGAAAAAAAUAGGUUUAAAUAUCAUAAGAAAUCUGUGCCACUUUUUAAAGUUCUUUUUAUAUAUCUAACAGGAUACGCUCAGACAUUCACAAAAUGCUAUGAAAACGGGUGUCUAUUUAACUAUGUACGUUUGUGCGAGAGAAAUAGAGAGAGAACUUUUUUAAAUUGAGUUAUUGAAUGCAAAAUUAUAAGUGCUAAUAUAGUGAGCGUAUCGCCAUCUUAAAUAGAUUACACGGCCAAAACCAAAGGAACAUUAUUGCCAUAAAAAGAAUUUCAGCAUAAAAUAUGGCCUAUCAAAAUAGUCCCUUUACCGCAAUUUUUGACAUCUUACAAUAAUUUCUAUAGUAAAUAGGUUUCUUAUUGUGUAUUCUUAGGCAGUAAGAAAUUGACUCAACGUGUAUUUAUCAUAGUUAAAAGUUAAAUUUGACUACUUUAAGUGACCUUAAGGUCGGCCCACUAAAGUUUACAUAGUUAUAUGUGUUGUUGAUUAGAGCGCUUUAUAAUAUAUGUAUGUUUACUAUGUCAGAUGUUUGAUAUAUAGAGCUGAGUGGAUGUUGAUAGUUUUACAGAUUAAUGUUUCUGAUUUGAAGUUAUUUUAAACUAUGUUGACACCUCUUUAAUAGUUUUCUUAUUGAGUCUACUUUCUGAAAAGCAAUGACGCAUGCAUACCCAUAGAUAUCAUUUUUGUUAGUUCUAGCAAAACUCGAUUCCUAACUAAAACUAAAUUCGUGAUACAAGUCGAGUAUGGCACAUACCCGUGCUCAGCGACUCGACGUUCCGACACGACAUAAAGUUUGGCGAGAACUAUUCUCUAAUGAUUAUCUAAAAUUCGGGGACAAAUAAGUAAUUUUAAGUGAAUGUUGUCUUAUGCUAUUUUAACAUCAGACAUGAUUCCCAAUCAGUGAUCUGUGAAACUAACAACCUUUGAAAUUAAAAAUAUAUAAUUUAUAUUUUAAAGAAGACUGGAGCGAUAUAUAAAUAUAACAUCGAUGCCUAUUACUCACUAUUGUGUACGUGUACAAAUGCGCAGACCUCAGAAAUUGUAUAGAUAUUAUAUAAUUAAUUGAGUAGUAAGCAAAGGAUGUUUAUUACUGCCAAUUUUGUAACACACUGUAGAAACUAUUGGCUGACAAAAGACGAAUUUUCAAGGAGUAUUUGAACAAUGUUUAAUUACUAUGCUAUUUCAUAGUCCCAUCGGGCUAUGAGAGUAAAGGAAUAGUGAGUGCACUUGUGUCUGCGCAAAUACUCGUGCACUAUAAUAUGUCCUGCGCAGCUGGCUGAUCUCCUUAAAUGAGAACAGCCAUCGUGGUCGGGUUGAAAUCGGCCGUGGACGCGAUUAUUUCAUAUACUUAGAGCAAAAACGUAAUUAAUCCCGAUUGCACCCGGUUGUACGAGUGACUAUUUCAAAGAAUAUAUAUUUUUCUCUUUUACAUUAUUUCAAAUUAUGGCAGUGUAUAACUUUACAUCAUGCUAUGAUCUUGUCUGAAGUAGGAAAUUGAACUUUGGUGCUUUUUUUCAUACUAGCCUUCCUAGGUCUUAACAGUAUUGGCAGUAAUGGCAGCCUAGAAGCUUAUUAAUAUUUAAUUUCAUUAGUGUACGAUAGAACGCGCUGUAACUUAAGGGCUCCUCACUCUGAUAAAAACGUUGAACGUUUGUUAAAAAAUAUACAAAUUCUUAUACGAGGUCUAAAAACACUUGGACUUUUAUUAUUGACCUACUUUUUUUGAUUAUUGCAUGAUAAAUGGGCGUAUGAAGCGAAUCAAAUGCCUUAUUCACGACUUCCAAUGAAUCUAUUGUAAGAUGUGAUGUUUUUCUUUGAUUAUGUAAUUAAUAGAUAUAAGUAUGUAGGUUAAGUUUUCAUGAUACAAAGUUUCUAUAUACAAAAAAAACUAAUGGAUACGAUAUUACGUUGAUUUUCAAUUGCUGAUUAUUAUAGAUAUAAAAUUAUUGCUGAUUCCAUUUUAAGUAUUUGUUUUUGAUUUGUUAAUGUUGUAAUCGAAACGUACGUAUUACUGAUUUUGUGUUGAAAAUGUAGCAAGAGUGGGGAGUCCAUGUUAUUUUUUUUAUAAGAUUAUUACAAUUAUUAUUUUUGUCGACGCUUUAGGUACUCUUGACAUUGAUAGUAUUACUCUAAGAAAUACAUAAAUAUCAAUAAAUGCGUAUUUGAUUUAUA
This is a messenger RNA of Helicoverpa armigera (cotton bollworm), 8196 nucleotides long. RefSeq names its product Ge-1 (gene Ge-1). The record is from RefSeq and is a predicted model, not a curated record. NCBI's taxonomy places the organism in Eukaryota, Metazoa, Arthropoda, Insecta, Lepidoptera, Noctuidae. The coding region runs from base 140 to 3535 and encodes 1131 amino acids. Gene Ontology annotation, biological process: deadenylation-independent decapping of nuclear-transcribed mRNA. Gene Ontology annotation, molecular function: protein binding. Gene Ontology annotation, cellular component: P-body. The transcript has 23 exons.